Messenger RNA from Staurois parvus, 342 nucleotides. The record is from the annotation of a GenBank genome assembly. NCBI's taxonomy places the organism in Eukaryota, Metazoa, Chordata, Amphibia, Anura, Ranidae.
AAACAUAAUACAGUGCAAACAAACCAAACCAACCACCCACAGAUAACAGUACAUACAAGCAAGCGUCGUCAGACAGGCCGGGUCAAUAUCAAUAGGGCAGGUAGGUACAGGGGGAGCAAGCGGAGAUGGGUCGGGGUCACAGGCCAGGUUCAGCAGGUAGCAAGCAGCGUGGUACAGAGGGUCAGGCAGAGGGAUGGUCAGGAGCGAGCCGGGAUCAGAGCAGGAGAAGUCAGCAGCGGUUCAGAUCAGGCAGGGUCAGCAAAGGAACAGAAACAGGAUGCAGGACAGAUACAGGGCCCAGGACAAACACAACACCAAGGCAGAGUCUGCAAGUCUGGCCAU